AUGUACCUCUCCCACAAGCGUCUGGCCAUUACCAUGAUGAAGACGCUCAUGGGAAUUGGCACCGGAAAAGACCAACCGGUGUACAUUGAGGUGGUGACAAAGAUCCUUCGCGAAAUGGCCACAGAAUCUCAAGGGAAACCGUUCAAUUAUAACGAGUUUAAAAUCGUAUCGAACAGGCGGGAUUCCUAA
Messenger RNA from Monascus purpureus, 189 nucleotides. The record is from the annotation of a GenBank genome assembly. Lineage: Eukaryota; Fungi; Ascomycota; Eurotiomycetes; Eurotiales; Aspergillaceae.